UGUUCGGCGGUAUUUCAGGUUGGUGGGCUGGCUGCGAAGAUGGGCGUCCUUAUGCUCCUACCAUGCCUCUUGAGGAUUGGAAUACUGUCCUUCGCCAAUCCGGCUUCUGCGGAGUUGAUUCAACCACACCCAAUCGUGAUGGACUGGCCUGGCCGUUCUCGGUCAUCUCAGCACAGGCCGUGGACAAUCGUGUCAGUUAUCUGAGGAAGCCUCUCUACCGUUCAUCCAACGCCGCACAAAUCUCCCAUCUCACGAUCAUCGGUGGCAAAUCACUGGAAGUGUCUAAGAUCGCCGAGGACAUCGCCGACAUUGCCGGACUGAGCUGUCAAUCAGUUGAGUCCUUCGCAGACCUAAUCAGCGCUCAAAGCUCUGCUGUUCCCGGACAAACUGUGAUCUGUCUCUCAGAUCUCGAAGACCCAAUUUUCAAGAGUCUGACACCUGAGAAGAUAGAUGCUCUCAAGAUCAUGCUGAGCAUUCUCAGACAUUGCUCUGGGUUGGUCGCGAUUCUCGCGACCGUCCCUAUCAGCAGGCCAUGGUUGGCUUCCUAAGGUGUAUUAUCCAUGAGAUGCCUGACCUCUCGGUACAACAUCUUGAUGUUGCUUCUGGUCUGGAUGGAGUCUCUACAUUGAUCAUGGAGGUGGCCCUGCGUCUGCAUACCGUGAGCCAGUGGGAAGCUUCUGAUCCCCUUGAUCAACAGUUGUUGUACACUAAGGAGACCGAGCUCAUGUUCCAGCAUGGAAGCCUCUACGUACCGCGCAUGCUUCCUGACCCGACGAGGAAUGAUCGCAUUAACUCUCAAAGACGCCCAGUCGCUAAACACGCCAGCCUGAAGUCGGACGUGAUCUCCAUUAGUGAAACAGGCUUCGGUUUGCCGGUCUUGAAGGACGUUCCAUUCUUCAGCAAAGAUAAGGAAGGCAAAUCCGCCAUGAAGACGUGCGUUUCGACUCUGUCGGCACUGGGUAUCACUGCCGGACUUUAUUUGUUCGUCAGUGUUGGGCUUGAAAUUUCGACAUCCAACGCCGUCAUCGCCCUUUCUUCCUCGGACUCGAAUAAAUCCUACCCAGUGGUCACCAUUCCUACAGACACACGGGAAGACCCAGCCGAUCUUCUGUCUGUCAUUGCGGCGGAACUUCUGGCGGCCCGCAUGCUCUCCACAGUUGUUGUAGGGGCCAAAGUCCUUGUUCACGAGCCCGGUACUGGUUCCCUCGGAUCUUCCCUUGCGCAAGCUCUCAGGAGGCAAGCAUCUGCCAGAAACUUUGAAGCCAUUUUCAGUACCUCUAGGGCGGACGACGACCCUUCUUGGCUCAGACUUAGCCCCUGGAUGCACGGUCAUAAAAUCAAGCGCCUCUUGCCCACUGGAGUCACCAACGUUUUGGACCUAGCAACUGACGAUGAGUCCAAGGAAGUAUCUGCUCUUAUCAAGCAAGCCCUGCCAGGUGUUCAGUACACUGGCUCAAAAGAUCUUUGGCGGGCGACAAGCUCAGGUCUCUUCCAAGACCAGGAGAAGCUCAUCUCCCUUCUGAAGAAUGCUGCUACAGCCGCGGGACAGCACGUGGCUGGCCAUAAAGCAACAGAGCUUUCCCUGAGCCAGGUUACCGAUGUUAAGACAACUUUGCAUCCUACCACCCUUGUUGAUUGGACUGCCGAAGACACCGCUUCUGUCAUUGUCGACACCAUUGAUGCGGCACCCCUAUUCUCGGCUAACAAGUCCUAUCUCAUGGUCGGCCUGACUGGUCAAAUUGGUCAGUCGCUGUGUGAAUGGAUGGUUCGGAACGGUGCGCGAAACAUCCUGUUGACCAGCCACCAUCCUAGUGUGGACCAAAAGUGGCUUGAUUCUUUCAGGGUUUACGGUGCCAAAGUCGCAGUCUACGCUAUGGACGUAACAAUAAAAGCCAAUGUUAUCCAGGUCGUCAACGACAUUCAGGCAUCCUACCCGCCGAUCAUGGGCGUCGCCAAUGCUGCGAUGGUUUUGAAUGACACUUUGUUCUCGCAGAUGUCAUACCAGCAAAUGACCGACGUCUUGAGACCAAAGAUCGAUGGUACUAAUUGGCUUGAUGAGAUCUUCUACGACACCCCACUCGACUUUUUCGUAUGCUUCUCUUCGACCUCUGUCGGUGGCGUUUUUGGUCAAAGCAACUAUGCAGCUGCUUGUUCCUACAUGACUAGCCUGAUCCGACAAAGGCGAGCUCGCGGCUUAGCUGGGAGUGCCUUCGACAUUGGCAGAGUCGCUGGUAUUGGCUACAUUGAGCGUGCUUCUCAAGUCGUCCAAGAAACGUUUGAAAAGUACUCAUACAUGCCGCUUUCGGAAACAGACCUGCACCAGAUGUUUGCCGAGACAAUAUUCGCUGGUAUUCCGGAGAUGAACCUCGAGCCAGUCAUAAGUACCGGUAUUGAGCGAGUUCCUGCGGAUCGCAAGCACCUUCCUCCUUGGAUCCUGUACCCACGCUUGUCUCACUAUCUCAUUGACACGCAGGAGACGAACGCCGUUGCGGAUUCCAAACAAACAGUCCAACCAGUUCGCGAACAACUGAUUGAAGCCACAACUGCGGAACAAGUUAUCUCGAUCAUCAAGACCUGCUUCGCGGCCAAGUUGCAGAUCGUCCUGCAGCUGACAGGCGAGGAAAUGGAUAUGAAUGUCCCGCUUGUGGAGAUCGGCAUCGACUCUCUUGUAGCUGUCGAAGUUCGUUCCUGGUUCUUGAAAGAGCUGCAAACGGGUAUGCCUGUUCUAAAAAUUCUUGGUGGUGGAUCUGUCUCUGACCUUGCGGAGCAAGCCUCUAAGAAGUUACCUGCGGAGCUCGUUCCCAUGCUCGGUGAUACAGCAACUCCAUCAAUUACGAAGGCCGAGAAGAAAAAGCCUGCAAAGUGCCCGCUCAGGCACCAAGAGGUCUCGUUCGUUGCUACCAGCGCAAGCAAAACGGAGAGGAACGCUUCUUUGGCGCGCCCUGCCCUCCGGCACGCCCUUUCUGCUGACACCGCCACCACCACGGACACGCACUCGAGGGCGGAAUCAACUGCGACGCCGCCAUCGAGUGUCAGCGGAAAGUCGUCAUUCUCAGACCGGGGAGAAAUUGCAGAAAGUAAGGGGCUUAGUGAGUUCAAAGUCUUGAGGACAGAGCCGAUGUCUCUGUCACAGUCACGCUUCUGGCUUCUCGAUCUCUUCCUCGAGGAUCGUACGGCUUCUAACGUCGCCUUCCAGUACCAAUUGAAUGGAAACCUUAAAGUCGAUAAGCUUGCACAAGCGCUUGAGCUCGUCGCCAUGAGACACGAGUCUCUCAGAACCUUUUUCGUCAAUGACUCUUCGCAGCCUGACAUGGCAGUCCAAAGCGUCUCCGAUACGAAUCACGUCAAGCUAGAGCACCGAACGAUCAACCAUGUCGAUGAAGCAGCUCAAGAAUACGAGAUCCAUAAGAGACACGACUUCGAUUUGGGUAAACCUCAUCUCCUCCGCAUGACCCUUCUUACGCUCAAUACCACGACGCACUACCUGCUUGUCGCUUACCACCAUAUCAUCAUGGACGGCAUCAGCUUGCAGCUGCUGCUGUCUGAUCUGGAAAAAGCAUACAAUAGCGCACCAUUGGGUCCUUCACCAAUGCAAUUUCCCACCUUCUCAGUGAACCAAUGCAAGGCGCUCCAAGCCGGUGAAAUGGAUUCUGAGCUUGAAUACUGGAAGGGUGUCUUUCAUGACUCACCAGCUGUGCUUCCACUUCUUCCAAUGGCCAUAAGCAGUUCGCGUGUACCCAUUUCUGCUUUCAAGAGCAACGAAGUCUCGAGGCGAGUCAACCCAGUCGUUGGGCAGAAGGUCAAGGCUGUUGCUAGAAUGAGUCGUUCGACAAACUUCCACGUCUAUCUCACCGUCUUCCGCAUCCUCCUUGCCCGAUUGGCUGACGUUGCUGACCUCACGAUCGGUAUCGCUGAUGCCAACAGAACCGACGACGACAUCACUAGAACAAUUGGCCUCUUCCUUAAUCUUCUCCCUCUGCGAUUUCAGCCUGACGAGGCAAAGACUUUUGCUGCUUCGGUCACAGAAACCAGGAAUCAAGCAUACACUGCGCUGGCCAACUCCAAGCUGCCCUUCGACAUGAUGCUCCAGGAGUUCCAUCACGUCGAGCGUUCGUCAACUCAUGCUCCGUUCUUUCAAGCUUUCUUUGACUACAAAGUUGGCGUCAAGCAGAUUUCAAGGUUUGGCAACUGCCAGAUGAAUAUGCAGCAGAACAACGCCGGAGAGACAAAUUACGAUAUCAACCUCACCGUCGUUGAAGACGAUCAAGGUCCAGGUAUCAUAUUUGAGACACAGGCGACGAUCUAUGAUCGCCAUGCCACAACCCUGCUGCUCGAGUCGUAUAUCCACCUGCUGGACGCCUUCGUUGAUGCACCAACCAUGAGGACAGGCGAGCCUUCGCUAUACAGUCAAGCACAAAUCCAGCGAGCACUCGAUAUGGGCAAAGGACCUGACUUGCUGUCCCAAUGGCCUGCCACUCUUUCGAGUCGUGUUGAACAAGUCGCAAGACAAAACAAAGACGCAGUGGCUGUGAGAGACGGCAAUGGUACUUCAAUCUCCUACGGAGCACUUAUGAACCGAAGUCAAGCCAUUGCAGCCACCUUGCAAAAAGCCGGCGUGGAUCCAGGAUCCAAGGUUGUCGUCUUCCAACAGCCAAAGGUCGAUUGGAUUGUCUCGCUACUGGCUAUCUGGCGAAUUGGCUGCAUCUAUGUUCCCAUGGACGUCGCGAACCCACUAACUCGCCUAGCGGCGAUCGUAGAAACUUGCCAGCCAAGUGUGAUUUUGACUGAUGCCACCACCAGCCCUAACGCAAACAGCUUGUGUGUGGGCAAUGCACUUACGCUCAAUGUCAGCAAUGUUCCCGCCUAUGCAUCUGCAAUUGUUCCAGAUUUGUCUCGGCGCGCGCAAGCCGCUGUCAUCAUCUACACCAGCGGUUCGACUGGAACUCCCAAAGGUAUCACAGUCAAGCAUGAGGGUCUACGAAACUACAUUGAGGGUUCCAUCAGAAUGUACGGCAUGGAAACCCCACAAACCACGCUGCAGCAGAGCACGCUGAGCUUUGACAUUUCACUGGAGCAGAUUUUCACCGGUCUUGCAACUGGCGGAUCUGUCUUCAUGUGCCCCCUGAACCAGAGGGGCGAUCCACUAGAGAUCACCAAGGUGAUGCGAGAUGAGCAUAUCACUUACUCACAGGCAACACCGUCCGAAUAUCUCAUGUGGCUUCAGUACGGGAUGAACACACUCCGACAAUGUUCCGACUGGAAGUACGCAAUUGCUGGUGGUGAAAGACUCACAAACACCGUCGCAAAGCAGUUUGCGGCCUUGAAUUUGUCUGAUGUACGUCUAAUCAACAGCUAUGGCCCAGCAGAAAUUUCUUGUGGAUCAAGCUUCCAUGAGAUCGACUACCGUCAAGGAGAGCAUCGUGAUAUUCCGAUUGGCUCCCAGUACCCGAACUAUUCAGCUUAUGUCGUCGACAGAGAUCUCAAGCCCUUGCCAAUUGGCAUAGCAGGUGAGAUCGUCAUUGGUGGAGCGGGCGUUGCUGCCGGCUAUGCCAACAACGCUGCCUUGACUUCCACUCAAUUCAUCCCCAACCCCUUCGCAUCUGCGGCCUAUGUGGCAAACGGAUGGUCCAAAAUGUACCGCACUGGUGACUACGGACAUUUUCGCGAGGAUGGAUUACUCGUCUUCCGACACCGUAUCUCCUCCGACCUUCAGGUAAAGAUCCGUGGUCUCCGAAUUGAGCUUGGAGACAUCGAAAGCAACAUCGUGCGCGCGGGCAACGGUGCCAUCCUGGAAGCCAUCGUCACUGUUCACGGCGAGGACUCUGACUUCUUGGUUGCCCACGUCGUCUUCGACACCAAACGCGACAUUGCCGAUAAGGACGCUUUUCUCCAGAAUGUCCUUCAGGACUUACCGGUUCCACGAUAUAUGGUUCCCGCUAUGGCUAUUCCUAUUGAACACUUGCCAUUGAACAACCAUUCCAAAGUUGACAGGAAGGCCGUCAAAGCGCUUCCACUCCCUGAACAUAUUGCAACUCCGACCCUCAGCGGCGAACUUACCGAUACUGAGACUCAGUUAUUCCGCUUGUGGCAAGAUGUGCUGUCUACGCACGUAACUAACAUCUCCAUCACGCCUGCUACCACAUUCUUCUCGGUUGGUGGUAACUCCCUCCUAAUCGUCCGCCUACAAACUCGCAUCCGCGAAGAGCUCAGUGUCGUCUUGUCUGUCUUCGAGCUCAUGAAUAGCAGCACCCUUGGCGAGAUGGCCUGCAAGAUCGAAGAGAGCGUCGGUGUCGAAACCAUUGAUUGGGAACGAGAGACGGCUGUGCCGUUUGUGGCAAUACCAACUCCCGUUGAACCCUAUACCGCACCCCGGAAUCAACCCAAGGUCGUCGUGCUCACCGGUGCCACCGGGUUCCUCGGCCGUCAUCUCCUUGAGCGGCUUGAAAAUGACCCUAACAUCACCGAAAUUCACUGUGUGGCUGUCCGUGACAAGCCCGUGGUGUCUUCGCCCAAGGUCUCAGUCCACCAUGGCGAUCUGUCCGACCCAAUGCUGGGUCUCAGCCAGCCUGAGUUUGAGGACCUCUCAUUUACAGCUGAUGUGAUCAUCCAUCUCGGCGCCGUCCGCUCAUUCUGGGACAAUUACCACGCCCUCCGCCAGACGAACGUGCAGCCAAUCAGAGAACUCGUCAAGUUGGCAGCAGGCCGCCGUGUUCCCAUCCACUUCAUUUCAUCCUCUGGCGUCGUGCCCACGACCGCUUACGCCCCGAUCGGAGCCUCGGUUGCUCAGAACCAACCGGCCACUGACGGAAGCAACGGGUAUGUCGCCAGCAAAUGGGCGGGCGAGCGCAUUCUCGAGCAGGCAAAUGCCGAUUUUAACAUCCCCGUGUCCAUCCACCGCUUCGUUGCAGGCGGCCCGGAGCCUCCGCGUGAUGCGGUGACGCCAGUGAUGCAGUGGCUGGCUCAGCGCAGUGAGAUGCACAAGAUUAAGCCAGACAUCGCGGGCUGGAGAGGUCACAUUGACUUGCUGAAGAUGGAUGAGGCAACUGAGGCACUCUGCGAGUCGCUUGUUGGCAACUCGCCGGGAGCGCGAUUCUUACACCAUGAGAGCCAUGUUCGUCUGAGGGAAUGCGACAUGGAGGCGUUUGUUGGAGAGAGGAAGAGAAGAGAUGACUUGGAGGAGAUGGAGCUCCUUGAUUGGUUUGGCAGGAUCAAGGACGAUGGAUUCGAGUACCUUUUGUCCUCCCAUAUGGCGAGCUUCCAGGCUGGCGAUCAGAACGGAGGUAAUGUCUUGAGGAUGAGAAGAUAGAUACAGCGCAGAUUCGGUUCGCAGUGGGUGGGCCUUUGUCGCUGGGCAUAACGCGGAGAUAUACUAUUAUCAUUGUCGUUAUCACCAUCUCCAGGCUUGUUGGCUGAGCGACUGGAUGGUGCAGGUGGCGUUUUAAAAUAUACGGCAUCGUAACCCGGUUGCUGCCUGUCUCGAGUGCAAAGGGCGGGUGUGAUAUCGAAGGUGUUGUCAUCUUCCUCUGACGUGCUAUCGCUUUCUAAUACGAUUCGUUCAUCUGUAACGCUGUGAGCACGUAUACAAACUGUAGCAGCCUAGCACACUUACCGUGGCUACUGCCGGCUGUCAAUUUAUAACCGAAGCUUUCGUUAUCUAAGAUCACGACUCUAGAAGCCGGCCACCUCCGAGGAAAUUGUCAAGACGCACAAAAAUCUCAAUUUUCAAUUAUUACCCUCAUAUAUAGAGAAUUCAAAUGUCAUUUUACUAAUUUUACAAUCCAAAGCUUCUUCUGUA
Aspergillus alliaceus is the source of this 7795-nucleotide messenger RNA. RefSeq lists its product as uncharacterized. The transcript has a single exon. Gene Ontology annotation, molecular function: catalytic activity; phosphopantetheine binding. Gene Ontology annotation, cellular component: cytoplasm. NCBI's taxonomy places the organism in Eukaryota, Fungi, Ascomycota, Eurotiomycetes, Eurotiales, Aspergillaceae. The record is from RefSeq and is a predicted model, not a curated record. Gene Ontology annotation, biological process: secondary metabolite biosynthetic process; amino acid activation for nonribosomal peptide biosynthetic process. Bases 533 to 7306 code for a protein of 2257 amino acids.